AAAAACACAGCAUCAUCCCCCCACAAACGUCCUCAGUUCCAGUUCCUCGGCAAAAACAAUAAACACGGAAACUUGAAACUUGUCCUUCCUUAGCCAGCAAGAAAAAGCAGAAAACUCCCCCCCUCCAUCAAUGGUUCCUCCACCGUCGUCAAACCACCAAGCAAUCCAACAAUUCCUCUCGUCCGUCCUCUCUCAAAGCGGCACUUCCGCCCUUCCUUACUCCGAAGACACCAAAUGGCUUAUCCGCCAACACCUCCUUUCACUCACCACUACUUCCCCUUCUCUCGAACCCAAAACCGCUACCUUCACUCACAACGAUGGUCGCACCGUCAAUCUUCUCCAGGCUGACGGCACCGUUCCGAUCACUUUCAUAUCUGUCACUUAUAACAUCCCGGUUAUCAUCUGGCUUUUCGAAUCUUACCCUCGCCACCCUCCUUGUGUUUACGUGAACCCCACACGCGAUAUGAUCAUCAAAAGAUCUCAUCCUUUUGUCAAUCCCUCGGGGCUCGUUUCGAUCCCUUAUUUGCAGAAUUGGAUCUACCCUAGUUCUAAUUUGGUUGAUUUGGCUCGCGAGCUGAGCUCGGUUUUUGGGAGGGAUCCUCCUCUGUUUUCCCAACGCCCCAAACCUAACCCUAAUCCCAAUUAUCAUCCAAAUCAAUCGAGUCUUGGGUCAGUGGGUAACACGGGAGGUGGUGGUGGGUAUCCGAGACCGAUUGUCAGACCACCACAGUAUCCGCCGUAUGGUAGUGGUGGUGCGGCGGGGAAGGUAGAGGCGGAGGAUGCAGCGGAGGUUUAUAAAAGAAAUGUGAUUGAUAAGCUUGUGGAGAAUGUUCACGGGGAUAUGUUGCAGUUGAGUAAAACGAGGCAGGCGGAGAUGGAAAGCUGGUUUAGCGCACAAUCUGUGUUGAGGGGGAGAGAGGAGGAGUUUAAUAAAGGGUUGAAAGAAAUGAGAGAUAAGAUGGAAGGGUUGGAGUUGCAUUUGCAAGUUGUUUUGAUGAAUACGGAUGUCUUGGAAGCAUGGGUUAAGGAAAAUAAGGGGAAGUUGAAAGGGGCCUCGGAGGAUAUUGACGUGGAUAAUGCUUUUGAGUGUGUGGAUGUUUUGUCGAAGCAGAUGUUGGAGUGCACAGCGGUGGACAUGGCAAUUGAGGAUGCGGUUUAUUCUUUGGAGAAAGCAGUGCAAGAAGGGGCAAUGCCAUUUGAUCAAUAUUUGAGGAAUGUGAGGUUGUUGUCUAGAGAGCAGUUUUUUAACAGAGCAACUGCAGCGAAAGUUAGGUCUGCACAAAUGCAGGCUCAGGUUGCUGGUAUGGCUGCCAGGGCACCACGUUAUGCUACCUGAGUGAUUGUUUUGAUGGUGAAUUUGAUACGGGGUUGUAGCAUUUAUGGAGAUGCUGUAAGGAUAUCAGUAUAGUUUGAGGUUAGGUUCUUGUGAAGAACUAUACCAUUUUAGUUUUUGCUCUUUUUUGUGUUGAUAGGAAAAUAAUAAUAUAUAUAUUUUUUUUUAAUUAGUGUAUGCUUUUCUUUACUAAUUGAUUUGGUAUAUAAUUAAAACUCACCUUUCGAGUUA
This is a messenger RNA of Populus nigra (black poplar), 1564 nucleotides long. RefSeq names its product protein ELC-like. The transcript has a single exon. Gene Ontology annotation, biological process: protein modification process; protein transport; endosome to lysosome transport. Bases 131 to 1336 code for a protein of 401 amino acids. The record is from RefSeq and is a predicted model, not a curated record. Gene Ontology annotation, cellular component: ESCRT I complex. Gene Ontology annotation, molecular function: ubiquitin binding. NCBI's taxonomy places the organism in Eukaryota, Viridiplantae, Streptophyta, Magnoliopsida, Malpighiales, Salicaceae.